AUGGGUAUCGCCAACGCUGCCGCCUUGGGGCCCAGCACCGACCUCCAGGCCCUCAUGGCCGGUCGCGACAACCGCUGGUACAAGGGCAACCGCCUCAAGCUCACCAUGAUUCUGCUGCUUGUCCUCAUCACUAGUGCCACCAACGGUUAUGACGGUUCCAUGAUGAACGGUCUUCAGUCGCUCGACACUUGGAGGAGCUUCUUCGGUCACCCCGAGAACAACGCAUCUCUCUUGGGCAUCCUCAACGCGAUCCAAAAUAUUGGCUCUAUUUGUGGUCUUCCCUUCGCUCCCUACGUGUCGGACAUUAUGGGUCGUCGCUUUGCCAUCUUCCUCGGCUGUAUCAUCAUGCUGGUCGGCACUGCGCUCCAGACUGCCGCCAUGAACAUUGGUAUGUUCAUCGCCGCCCGUUGCCUCAUCGGUUUCGGUCUCUCGUUCGCCGGUAUCGCUGCGCCCGUCCUCAUCACUGAGCUCGCCUACCCGACCCACCGUGCUCCUCUCACCUCGCUCUACAACUCGUCGUGGUACCUUGGCGCUAUCAUCGCCGCCUGGACCACCUUUGGCACUUUCCGCAUGCACAGCAACUGGGGAUGGCGCAUCCCUUCGCUCCUCCAGGGUCUCCCUUCGAUCCUCCAGGUUCUCUUCAUCUGGUUCAUCCCCGAGUCGCCUCGUUGGCUCAUCUCCAAGGGCAAGGAGGACCAGGCCAUCGCCAUCAUCGCCAAGUACCACUGUGACGGAAACACCGAGGACCCUCUCGUCGCCUUUGAGAUCGACGAGAUCAGGGAGGGGAUCAACCAGGACAAGGACCAGUCCGGCUGGAAGGACCUGUUCUCUGGCAUCGGCAACUGGCGUCGUCUCCGCAUCAUCGUCGCCAUUGCCUUCUUCUCGCAGUGGUCGGGCAACGGUUUGGUCAGCUACUACCUCACUCUCAUCCUCACGGGUAUUGGCAUUACGUCGACCAACAUCCAGACUCUCAUCAACGGUAUCCUCCAGCUCUGGAACUACUUCUGGGCCAUUGUCGGUGCUCUCACCGUUGACCGUGUCGGUCGUCGCCCCCUCUUCCUCAUGUCAACCGCCGGUAUGUGCGUGUCGUUCGUCUGCUGGACGAUCUGCUCCGCUAUCUACUCCCAGUCGGGCACCAUCUUCGACCCCGAGUGCAUCGCCGACGGUGGUACCCGCUGGACUUGCGUUGCCCUUGACGCCAACAAGGCUUCCGGUAACGCCGUUCUUGCCUUCAUCUUCCUGUACUACGCCUUCUACGACAUCGCCAUGAGCCCCCUGCUCGUCUCCUACACGGUCGAAAUCCUUCCCUUCCGCAUUCGCUCCAAGGGUCUCAUGUUCAUGCAGCUCUGCGUCUCCGCAUCGCUCGUGUUCAACCAGUAUGCCAACCCUAUCGCAUUGGAUGCCUUGCACUGGAAGUACUACAUUGUCUUCUGUGUUUUCCUGGCCUUCGAGUUCGUAUACUGCUACUUCUUCGUCCUCGAGACCCGCGGUCCCAACGGUGCUCUCCCUCUCGAGGAGAUUGCCGAGCUCUUCGACGGUCCCGGUUACUACGGCUUCCAGAAGCGCCCUGCUCACGAGGGUCACGUUUCGGACCUCGAGCACUCGGGCAACUACAACCACAACGACAUCAAGACCGGCAGCGACGACCACGUCGAGCGCGUCGCGAGCCUUCACUAG
Apiotrichum porosum is the source of this 1677-nucleotide messenger RNA. RefSeq lists its product as uncharacterized. Gene Ontology annotation, molecular function: carbohydrate:proton symporter activity. Bases 1 to 1677 code for a protein of 558 amino acids. The record is from RefSeq and is a predicted model, not a curated record. Gene Ontology annotation, biological process: carbohydrate transport; transmembrane transport. Lineage: Eukaryota; Fungi; Basidiomycota; Tremellomycetes; Trichosporonales; Trichosporonaceae. Gene Ontology annotation, cellular component: membrane. The transcript has 6 exons.